AUGUCUGAAUCUCCGUCGCCCUCACCAUCAUGGAAUAUCGCCGCAAUGGCAGAAAGCGCCGUCCAAUAUCUGCGACUGCCGGUGCUAGCCUCGUCCGGCUUGGCUGUGGUUGCCAGCGGCUUGUUGUAUUUCAAGCAAAAUGAACUCAUAUACCCGCGCAAUGUGCCGGCGGACGCGCGCACCAACAUCCCCAAGCCUACCCAAUUCGGAAUCACCGACUUCGAAGAUCUUAUGAUUCCUACCCCGGACGGCGAGUCGCUGAAUGCUCUCUUCAUCCGUCCGUCGAACAAACGCCUGGCUCGCGACCUGACGAUCUUGAUGUUCCACGGCAACGCGGGGAACAUUGGGCAUCGGAUCCCCAUCGCCAAAGUGCUGGUCGAGACGGUGGGUUGCAACGUUCUGAUGCUCGAAUACCGCGGGUAUGGCUUGUCGACGGGAGUACCCAAUGAAACAGGCCUGAAGAUCGACGCCCAGACGGCCCUCGAUUAUAUCCGCCAACGGCCCGAGACGAAGAGAACCAAGAUUCUGGUGUAUGGACAGAGUCUCGGCGGGGCGGUAGCCAUCAACUUGGUGGCAAACAACCAGGAGCAGGGAGAUAUAGCGGGUCUCAUCCUGGAGAACACCUUUCUGUGCAUUCGGAAAAUGAUCCCAGCUGUCUUUCCCCCUGCCCGCUUUCUGGCACGCCUGUGUCACCAAUACUGGCCCAGCGAAGAUAUUCUACCCAAGAUUACCGAAGUUCCGAUACUGUUUCUCAGUGGGUUGAAAGACGAGAUUGUGCCUCCGUCUCACAUGAGCGAACUGUACGCUCUAUGUAAAUCUCCGCAAAAGGUGUGGCGCGAGCUCCCGAACGGGGGACACAACGACAGCGUCGCUGAGCCGGGCUAUUUCGAGCACAUCCACUCCUUUGUCAUGGAGCAUUGUAUCGACUAG
Molecule: messenger RNA, 930 nt
Organism: Rasamsonia emersonii CBS 393.64
Lineage: Eukaryota; Fungi; Ascomycota; Eurotiomycetes; Eurotiales; Trichocomaceae
Product: BEM46 family protein
Exons: 4
Coding region: 1-930 (309 amino acids)
Cellular component (GO): membrane
Molecular function (GO): palmitoyl-(protein) hydrolase activity
Source: RefSeq, a predicted model, not a curated record